UGGCAAUCGUGACAAUUGCUUUGCAGGAAUAUAAGAGCUCUGGAACCUCUGAGGAGAUAGUCAUUUCAAUUGUCUUUGGUGUUUCUGCACGGCAACAUGAAAGGAAUAGCGUGCUGUCUCUCUGCUUUCCUCCUUCUCCUGCUCCCUGAGGAGAGUGCGCAGGGCAAGGCGGCCAGCCCCACUCCCGCACCACCACCCAACUGUCCUUCCUCCGCUCCUCCGAGUUUGUCUCUGACGUCCACGCAGUGUGGACAGUCGAGUGUACUCAGGACGAGGCAAACAUGGCUCCAGUGGAUGUGGAACAGCUUUACGGAGACCUUCAUGGGAAGCCAAGACCUGGAAAGAGAGGAGGGAGGAGGACUCAUUUUCAACGGGGCUCCGGCCACCAUCGCGGAAGCCCCCUUCAUGGCCUACAUUGAAUCGUUUUUCGCUGACGGCAGCGGAGCAGCUUGCAGUGCUUCCAUCCUCAGCGAGAAGUGGAUUCUGACUGCCGCUCACUGCGUCGUCGACAGCAACAACGCUUUCGCUGUUGCCGCGAAAGUCUAUGUGGGGAAUGCAGACAAUAGGUAUGGAGCACUUCAUGAUGCAGAUUCUGUUGCACGAGAUGGAGCAUUCAACAUAAAUAACAUAGGGAACGGGCAUGACAUCGCCUUCUACCGUUUGGCGACGCCUCUGACCUUCUCCCCGAGCAUCCAGCCGAUCUGCUUCCCCACCACCGACACCGUCCUGGGCACGGCCAUCUCCGACUGCGACCAGAGGAUUUACGGCUGGGGGAAGAUCGACGCUGCUGGCCAGACCUCUACGAACACCCUGCAAAAGCUGAAUGUGACGGUGUCGGCGGAUGUCAGUGCCUGCUCCUCCCUCACUGAUGAGACCGUCGUUUGCGUGCGAGGAGACGUCGCGAACAGCGGAGCCUGCUUCGGAGACAGUGGUGGACCUCUAGUGGUGAGAUACAAUGGCCGAGCCUUCGUCACCGGGAUCGCCUCGUACGUCGUGGGUGGCUGCGCCCCGGGCAUCGAUGGCUACACCAGGGCCUCCAAGUACAGCGCUCUCGUCCAACAAGCGGCCGUUUCUGGAGCGAUCGACUCUUCCUCUGAUUCGAUUAUAACACAGGCUCUCACGCCCGGACUCAGCCAAGCACGCCUGCUCGAGGGAUAUCAUUAAGCAUCAAUCGAACGAUUCACCCCACCGCAUUUACCUCUAAAAGAAUCAAAACCUGAUCAAAUUGUUGCUAAAAUGUAGGUUGGGGACGAAUUUUUUCCCGGAAACCAUUGCCUCUUAAAUCCAGAGCUUCUAAUUCUCCAAAUCAUUAUCAAAGUAAUAACUUGACAAAGCCCUGUCACUUUCAGCAUGAGAAACUCCAUGGACACAUGCUACAUUUUCCCCUUCACAUUUACACGAUGCACAUGCUAUUUGCACUCGGCACACUCACAUGCAAUUCGCACUCGGCACAAGCGACUCACUCGAGACACAUGCAAUUCGCACCAGACAUAUUCAAUUUGCACCGGGGGAAUUCCAUUGCACCGGAAGCAUUCACUUCGAUUCGCCGCACUACCUUUCGCACAAAAAAAAACAUUCACAUUUGACUGUUACGACUGAAAAUGGGCCGAUUUCAUUUUCGAUUUUCACCAUCCCCAUGAAAGGAAAUCAGAGACUUCAUUUUCCUUGGUCAAUUUUUUUAUUGCACCUCUAAAGCACAGUUUCUUUUACGCAUGUAGCACGAUAAAUAAACGGGCA
Molecule: messenger RNA, 1737 nt
Organism: Darwinula stevensoni
Lineage: Eukaryota; Metazoa; Arthropoda; Ostracoda; Podocopida; Darwinulidae
Source: the annotation of a GenBank genome assembly